UGGAUGCUGCUGCUGCUGCCGCUGCUGCUUCGGCUGCCGUGAGGCGAGCUUCGUUCGGACAAUUGAUAGGAACAGCAAGAAACAGUCUGAGUGAAAAGCUGAGCCUCAUUCCUGGACCAAGCACUACACCAGCGGCAAGUGGCAAGUUUUCCUCCGGCAUCUUAUCGGUGAUCUAUCAAUAGUCCGGCCCUCUCACCUGUGAAGAGAAAAAUGGCCGAAAAGAUGGGUCAGAAAUCAGUGCCGACCGUCUGUGGAAGAAAAAUGGAUUAAAACCUCAUAAUUUACUUCUAUUGCCGAAGUUUUGCGGCAAACCGUGUGAAUUGGUGCCGGCGCUGUGCUGCACGGAUAAAUUGCAACCCCUUUUCGGUAUUUCCAUCGUUUUCUGUCUUGGAAAAUCGUGACGUGGUACCGCGGUUCGAAGUGAUCGUGAGGAAUUUUGGGUCGCUUGAAAGGAAAAACCGGAAGAAGAAAAAAUAACGAAGGGAUUUGUUUGAGAAAAAGUGUUCGGAGAAGGGAAGGAGAAGUGGAAUGAAGAUGUUACGUUGGAAGGAAUUUGUCUGAGUUGUAAGAUUGAACUUUCCCAAAAAGAUGUGGGUGGUGGGUGGCAUGCUCUGCGAAUCGAGUGCGUGUUCUUGGGUUUAGAGAUAAAAAUAAACGGAUUAAAUUGUUGAACAGUGCAUAAAUUGAUGAUUUAUAGUUUUUCGAGAGAUUAUGAAAUCAAAUUUUUCAUAGAGACAAUCGUUAUCAGUUCAGAAACAGUUUAAUGCCACUGAAUCGAGAGACGAGUUGAACUUUUGUGGCCAACGUCUCUAUCAAUAGUGUAAAGUGAAAUAAUUGGUUAGCACCCAACCAAUAAUUCGAAAAAUUUACCUAAGGAUAAACUAAGCAAAAAUGGAAAAACAAUCAUUGUCGCAGACAGAAAAUGAAUUUUUAAUAACUCACGUUCCGGAUUUUUGCUAGCUAUCAGUGUAAGUAUAUGGAAUGGCUGCUUCAGGAUUUUCGCUUCUGUCAUAGGCUGAUGAUAGUGAUGAUGGUGAUUGUGAUAAUGCAUUCAAAUGUGUUGGUGCAAUAGUCGAGCCGGAGUGCAGUGAGUGCAGUGUUCGAAUGCCGUAUACUGGUGAAGCGGCAACAGCAGAGUUAUCGUCCAAUCGAAUUCAUCAGUACUUCAAAGGCUUCAUCCAAGCUGUCAAUGCUGUAGUAUCAAAAGUAAAACUUAUUGCUUGCAUUGUGAUUUGCGACGGUGUUUUGGCAUAUAUUGGUGGUACUGCAUAAGUGAAACUCUUUAAUUAUUCAACAGUAAAGAAAACUUCCUUUAAUUAAAGACGAUGAAAAGAUGUUCUGAAAACUAGUGUUGUUGAAUGUUUGACAUAGCGGGAAAUGAAAAUAAUUUUGUGCAGUGGUAGGUUAACAAAUUUUGUUCAGUGAGUAAUGUGUGAAAUCAGAUCUAAGAAUUGCAUCAUGCAUAUCGAUCAUUCGGAGGAAAGCCUGUAAAGGUUACAGAAUUUCGAAUUCAUCAGUCUAUGACUGUGUCGGUGCAACAUAAUAAUGGAUGUACACGGCCUUCUAAAGGCUGUCUGUUUGUUGUACAUUUUCAAAGGUGUUGUUCUGCUGGAUCUUCAGGGACCGGUUUUUCUCAGCGAGCCUCAACAUCGAGUGGAAUUCUCCAACAACUCUGGAGGACACAUCGAUUGCACGGGACAUGGAAUUCCACCACCUGAUGUGGAAUGGUCGGUAGCGACAACCAAUCACGAGCUGGUGUAUUCAUCGCCAAAUGGAAGUCUGAUUUUUUAUCCUUUCUCAGCGGAUAAAUUUCGCCAUGAGAUCCACUCUACAGUGUAUAGAUGUAAAUUAAAAAACUUAAUCGGAACUAUUUUAAGUCGCGAAGUGCACGUGAAAGGAGUCGUUAACCAGAAAUAUAACGUACAAGUACAUGACGAAUAUGUCAUGUCGGGGAAUACUGCGGUCCUAAAAUGUCAGGUACCGAGCUAUAUCCAAGACUACGUGGUGGUUACGGCUUGGGAACAGGACACCGGUGUGCAUCUGUACCCGAACACCGAUAUCGGCGGCAAGUAUAUCGUACUGUCGAACGGUGAUCUGUACAUUAACAACGCUGGACCAAGUGAUGCGUACAAAACGUACUCAUGCAGAACUAUAAAUAGAUUAACAGGUGAAAUACAAAUUUCAACAUAUCCAGGUAGAGUGAUAGUGACUGAACCGAAAGGACUAGUACAACCUAGAAUUAAUGUAGAGAAACACUCGCUCAAACACAUAGUUGUGAAUGCGCCGGUGACGCUACCCUGUGUCGCCCAAGGCCAUCCUGUGCCAACGUAUCGCUGGUUCAAGGAGGUCAAGGAUCAAAUCAUCCCAUUGCAGUUCAACGAGCGAGUCGGCAUUAUCUCAUCGGGGCUGCUCAAAAUCUCCAAAGCCCGCCUCGAAGACAGUGGGAAGUACCUGUGCUGGGUGAAUAACACGGCCGGUGAGGAGACAAUCCAGGUUACGCUGACCGUCAAUGCACCCCUCACAGCGCACUUACAGCCGCAAGUACAAACAGUAGAUGUAAGUAAGGAUGCUCAAUUUCAGUGCAUCAUUUCGGGAUUUCCUGCCCACGAGGUGCUAUGGAUGCACAAUGGAAAGCCUAUCGUUCGAGACAGUCGGAUAGAAGUCUACACCGACACGCCACGAAUUGUUAUUAAGAAUGUGCAGAAAGAAGAUCAAGGCAUGUAUCAAUGCUUUGUGUCCAACGAAUGGGAACAGAUUCAGUCCACGGCAGAGUUGCAGCUCGGAGAUGCCACGCCAGAGCUGUUGUACUGGUUUUCAGAGCAAACACUACAACCGGGUCCUACGGUUUCACUGAAAUGCGUUGGGACGGGAAAUCCGCCUCCUCAGUUCACUUGGAGGCUGGAUGGCUUUCCGAUUCCGGACAAUUCCCGAUUUGUUGUGGGACAGUAUGUGACCAUACAUGAUGACGUGAUCAGUCAUGUCAAUAUAUCCAAUGUGAAAGAGGAAGAUGGAGGCGAAUACACAUGUGUUGCCCAGAAUAGCAUAGGAAAGGUAUCACACAGCGCCAGAGUGAACGUGUAUGGGCUUCCUUACAUUCGAGAGAUGCCCAAAAUCAUAGGCGUAUCCGGGAGUGAUCUGAUAAUAAAAUGUCCUGUAGCAGGAUACCCGAUCGAUAAAAUCCAUUGGGAACGCGACGGCCAAACUCUUCCCAUCAACAGACGACAACGAGCCUACAACAAUGGGACAUUGAUAAUAGAGCAGUUGCAGCGCACAGAAGAUGCCGGAACAUACACCUGCAUGGCCCAGAACAAACAGAAGCAAACAUCUCGACGAAACGUUGAGAUCCAGGUUAUAGUGCCUCCGAGGAUUAUGCCCAUUCAGGCAAUGACAAACAUGCUGCGCGAGGGAAUGCGUGCUGCUAUAUCCUGUCAAAUUCUGGAGGGUGAUUUGCCGGUAAAUUUUCGUUGGGAACGCAACGGAAAACCGGUUCAUGGAACUGGCAACGAAGUGAUACGACGACUAGAUGAGUACUCGGCCAGUUUGGUGAUCGAACAUAUCACGUCGGAGUACUCGGGGAAUUACACUUGCAUCGCCAGUAAUAUCGCUGGAAGUGAAAGUUUUACUGUGCCUCUCACUGUCAACGUACCACCGAAAUGGAUCCUUGAGCCGAAGGAUUCAAGUGCACAAGCAGGGCAAGAUAUUGCCUUACACUGCCAGGCGGGUGGUCACCCAAAACCGACAAUCACGUGGAAGAAAGCAAUCGGAAACACCCCGGGCGAGUAUAAGGAUUUUUUAUACGAGCCCAAUGUUUCGUUACACUCGAAUGGAACGUUGGAAUUUCGAAAGAUAACCAAAGAAUCACAAGGUCAUUUUUUAUGCGAAGCGAAAAAUUCCAUUGGAACCGGAGUCAGCAAAGUGAUCUUUCUCAAAGUUAAUGUACCUGCCUAUUUCAACACAAAAAGCAAACAAAUCACUUCACCUCGGAACAAACAAAUUCACAUCCAAUGCAAUGUCCAGGGAGAUAAUCCAAUCGACAUCAAGUGGAAAAUGCAAAACUCACAGCAGCAUAUCGACGAAUCGCUCGACAAUCGAUAUAAUAUCCGCGAACAGGUUCUAGAUGAUGGAAUGGUUUCGGAGCUUGGAAUAUCGCAUACCUACCGGCAGGACACGGGUGUGUACAUCUGCCACGCAACGAAUGCAUUCGGCCAUGACGAGAUGUCGAUUCAGCUAGUGAUACAGGAGGUGCCAGAGUCUCCUAAAAACCUUCGCAUCAAUUCACAACAAUCAAGAACGUUGCAACUCUCGUGGAGUCAACCGUUCGCCGGUAACAGCCCCAUUGAGAAAUAUAAUGUCGAAUACAAACCCGUAACGGACUCAUGGCAGUCGGCUGAUCACAUCACCGUUGCGGGAACACAAACCGUCAUUACGCUGCAAAAUCUGAAACCAGCGAAAGCAUAUCACAUCCGAAUAUCGGCCGAAAACAAGCUGGGAGCUUCUGAGUACUCGGAAGUCAUUCAAGUGACCACCUUAGAAGAAGUGCCUUCUGGUCCACCUUUGAACAUCAAGGGUGAGCCAAAAAGUUCCACCGAGAUCUUUCUUUCCUGGGAAGCGCCCGACCGGGAGCAAUGGAACGGUAAUCUACUGGGCUAUUACGUGGGCUACCAGGAAUCUUCUGGUCCCAACGACAAGGAAAUCAAUCCCACCCAAGGCUUUAAUUUUAAAACAGUUGAAGUGCGAACGCAUUUCGGGGGCGAGACAACACUGGCAAAUUUGGACAAAUGUACCCAGUAUAACAUCGUGGUACAAGCAUACACCAGUCAGGGUAGUGGACCGCCGAGUAAAGAGAUAUCGAUCAAUACGCUUGAAGAUGUGCCUUCAACUCCUCCCGACAGUCCCAAGUGCGAUGUGCUAAGUUCGACGUCCAUCUACAUAACGUGGUCUCCACCGGCACCGGAAGGGCAGAAUGGCAAGAUACGCGGCUACAAGGUUUCCUACAUUGAGAUCGAUGAUCUUUUUGAGAAGGAACCGUUUACUGCCAAAACGAACAAUCAAUACAUGACGCUGGAAAGCUUGAAAAAGUUCACCAAUUACACCUUUUGGGUGCUUGCGUUCACGAAAGUUGGCGAUGGCGUACGGACUGCUUCGUUUUUUUGUACGACUCACGAGGAUGUUCCGUCUGCUCCGAAAGCCAUCAAAGCGGUUCCCGCAUCUAACACGAAAAUACUCAUUUCCUGGUUACCACCUGCUAACAAAAAUGGCAUCAUUACCGGGUAUACAUUCUACAUGUCGCUGGUAGACGGUGGCCGAGAGGAAGGCAGUCACAAGCGUUCGUUGGUUCCCUUUGCUGAAAUACACGAAACGGUAAGGCUCCAGGAACAUGGAACGUACCAAUUUUGGCUGACAGCAUCCACCAAAGUGGGUGAAGGCGAGAAAUCCGAAAUCAUUACGGUCCCACCGAACAAUAAGGUUCCUGCGAGGAUUGUUUCCUUCAGUCAGGAAAUUGUUACCCCGUGGAAGGAAACUCUAGUUCUGCCUUGCAGAAAAGUGGGAGUCCCAGCGCCAGUAACGAUUUGGCGCCAGGACGAACAGCCGAUGGAGACCGGAACUAGGAAAAUGAUUGCAAAAAACGGAACCCUUUACAUUAAAGACUGCCAACACACGGAUGCUGGCAAUUACACAUGCAGCGUGGAAAACAAUUGGGGACGGGAUGAAAUAGUUUACCAUAUCAGAAUCAAAGUGCCCCCGGAUCCACCAAGUUUGUCGGUCAUCAAUACUUAUACGGACAGUCUGCUGCUGGAAUGGAUGGAUAACAAGAACGGUGGAUCUCCGAUUCUAGGAUAUGUAAUCAAUUACAAACGAGAGCACGGCGAUUGGGAAGAGAUUCAAAUCGACUCAAAAACCAACACUCAUUUGCUGGUGAAUUUGUGGUGUGGGACGAAGUAUCAAUUGUACAUUACCGCAAACAAUAAGAUUGGAACCGGACUGCCCUGCGACAUUGUUCACUCACAGACAAAAGGGCUUCCGCCGGUGCAACCCAAGCACUCACAAAUGAUAACUCAUAACUCAACAAGUGUCACCUGCUGGUUGGACUCCUGGGGAGACGGUGGAUGCGGAAUACUUCAUUUUUCGAUCGAAAAUCGAGUUUACGGUAGAUCUCAAUGGAACAUGAUAUCGAGCCACGUUGAAGCGACGGAAAGAAUAUUCACGGUAGCAGAUUUACAUCCAGCCACAAAGUAUCAGUUGCGAGUAACAGCAUAUAACAAUGCUGGUGCGACAAUGGCUAUUUACAAUUACACCACACUCACUGUGGCAGGUGUGAUGGUACAUCCCGACUUGACUAAUCCUGUGUCACCACACCUUGGAUACAACCCAUUUUAUGCUAAUUUCAAAGUCUUGCUGCCGUUGUGUCUGUCGAUUCUCAUCCUUUUCGCACUAAUCGCGGCGGCUCUUCUCAUCCGAAAGAAAAAGCUGAAUACCCAAAAUCGAAUACCGUCAACGUCAAUGUCGGAGUCACCUUCAAUUGCCAACAUCCAGAACAAGCACAAUCGGGACCAGCAAUAUCUGGCGGUGCGAGCUCAGCAAAAUAGUCGCAACAGCAAUUCCGUCGAUUCGGGCAGUCUUAAAGCAGAGGGAAAUGAAUACAUUGAAGACAUUUGCCCGUAUGCAACGUUUCAGCUGAACAAACAAACUUACAGCGAAAGUUCAUACAGCGGAAAUGUUUACAGUGGACCAUAUCAUUCGGUAAGAGGGUCAUUUGUGUAUCAUGAUGUAAAAACCGAAAGCUAUCAUAACAAAGAGCCCGAAUACACGAAAGUGCGGAGAAAGGGCGGAUCUCGCUUGAGAGAUCCAGCCACCUCGGAGCCGAUAGAUAUAAAUCAAUUCAUAGAAUCUGACAAUCCCGGAUCCACAGAUUCCGAAGUAAGGAAGAUACUAACGCUUCAUAUACCGAUUACAGAAUAUGAUACGCUUGGUUCCGAGUCCGACAACGACAUGGCCUCGCGUUCAAAUCAGUCCAACUAUCGUCAUCAUCGAGACACUCAGGACGAAACUUCUUCGUCUUCUGAGAAUUCGCCUUCCAGUAUAUCUAGGAAAUCUAAACCACCGUAUCCGCCAAGAAAAUCGGCGAAAUCGUCGCAGAACCCGACCAAACGCCACGUUCGGAGUUCCAGCGGAUAUUCGAGCCACAACGAGGAGACUACGUUUAGUAUAUCUAACUAUCCGAACUAUUCGGAGCACAUAACUCCGCCAGCCAGGUUCUCCGAUAUGCUCGGACGGGACGCCACACUGGCCAUCUCGUCCGUGAAUCCCUCCGGGCUGGUUGGCAGUGCCAGUGAGCUCUCAAGUACGAAAAAGUCUAGCAAUCACUCGCCAAGACCCCGCGCCAAUCAGAAGCUCCAACGGGAAGCGUUCCAAAUCAAUGUAUGAUGGGAAACUUAUAGUGACUUUCAGAAUAUUUGAAAUUACUAUUUUGCGAUAGACACUCACUCACCCACACAAAAAUUCAGAAUAAUCGUCAUGGAGAGCGAAAGCAAGAGGGUCAUCAACUAGGAGCCAACGAAUUUUGAUUCUACACUGCUCGUUCCGCAUUAGGUUUACAAAUGUUCUGUUUAUUGGAUGAAUGUAUGAUUAUACUCUCUUUUAUCGCAAGCAAUCUUUUCCUGAAACCUGACUACAGGUGAAAUGUGAGAUGUAAAACCAAAAAUCCAAAUUGAAAAGUUGUUAUUUAAUGAUUUAUGAAUAGAUUCAACAAAUAGAUAGUUAUUUGAUACGAAAAAUUUAUUGAUAAAAAAAGAAGAAAAAAAACACCUUUUGCCAAAAAUGUACAUUGACUCAUAUCGGUGCGAUAUUUUAAGCUGUCAGUUGUCUGCUACUCUAAGUAGAACAGUGUAACUUAUUAGGCCAACGAAUAGUGAUGUAUGAACUAUUGUAAGAUUAUGUAGACUAGUUUCAAUAAUCUGUCACUAUGUUUACGUUACCACAUAUAUAUAAUUCUAAAUAGCUAGAAUUUUUGUUGGACUGUAUCAAAUACAAGUAUUACGAAUUUCCAGAUAACACAGCUUUUACGAUGGAGGGUAUUAUUUUGUAAUAGUGACGCGUACAAUAAGCCUAAAGAUGAGUCCAAAAUUGACGGGAAAUGUUUGAUUUUAAAUCAUACUCAUUUGAUUAAUGAUACGAGCGAUCGUGUGGUUAACGUGACAAUCUCACAGCUCCGUUUUUUCGAAGUUAAAUCUCAAGAUCGAACAUUAAUCAUACGACUGAUUCAUUCCCGCAGUAGUGGAAACUUAGAAAAAUUGGUUGAAAAUUAUGAAUUAUGCUCCAUUCUUUUGGAUAGUUUUGUCGAUUUUUAAUUGCUAUAUUGAACAUUGUUAAUGAAUGUGUAAGCAGUGACAGAUAAAUUAUGAGAGGAAAACCCCAGUCUAAAACCCCACAACUGAACUAAAACACUAUGAGAUGUAUAUAAAUUCAUGAAACGCCGCGGCGACAAGAACAUAUACAACACUAGAUACCGAACUAUGGUUAUAAUGCUGGUACUCGCCAGUUAUCACACGGAAAUUAGGUGGAUUUCGUCACAUGUGGUAAAUAUGUGGUUGAAAAUUUUCAUUUAUUUCGAACGAAUCCUAUAUUCUGUAUGUCCUGUUAAUGAAAUUAUAAUACCUUAUAGUUUCAGUUCGUAUUUCAUGUUGCGUUUUUGAGUUUUUGAUUUGAAUUGAACAUUGCAUCGCAUAUCACACCACUAGUAGCAGAAAUCAACACUCACAUAUCUAAAUCUCAAGUGAAAUCCUGUACAGAAUCGUAUCAACGUUUGCAAAGUUUCGGAAUACCAAAAUUAAUUUAUGAACACUGUGAAUAGAGCGCCUUAGAUAAAACAUGUAAAUGUGAGAGCAGCAAGGAGUGUCGUUUUAGGUCUCCGUGAUUGACAUUAUAUUUAUUUCCAAGUUCCCGUUUCGUUCGCUAACAGCUACAACCUAAAAUGUGUUUUGAAAUGAAAAUAGCUAGCUUAUGUUGAAAAAAAAGAAUCGACUGAAAAAACGCCAUGAUGUCACACGUCAUAGAACCUUACUAAAGCCUAAAAAAACACAGAAUCUUGGAUAGAUGUAAAAAUGACGAGAGCGCGAAUUGAAUAUAAUGAAACCAACACUAAUAUGACAAUAUCGAACGAACCCAUUCCAGGUGUGUUUAUCUUAUUAUAGUUUUUAAACUCACACUGAAGAUAAAGGAUUAUAUUUGUGAGAGCGCAAUAGACUAGACACCAUAACAAAAUAGAUAUUAAAACGAAGAAAAAAAAACCGACAAAACCAGUUGUAACCAUCAAGCACAAAUAGACAUACAUAAAACAAAACAUACAAACAAAGAGCAGCAGAACACAACCAUCAGAGAUGGAUACACAGACAUAAUAGCAGAAAUAUACCUCGUAUUUGAUUGCUUUUCCCAACAUUGGAUAAACAUAUUGCAUGAAGCAGCAGUCGUCGCAUUGUAAGCACUAAAUAUACCGAGUAAUAACUAAUUUGCUAGACAGAUCAACUUUGGUUGUUUUUAUCAAUGAACACACAUACUUUGGCUAUAACAAGAAAUUGAUGGUUGGGGCUAGGGAAUCAGUGAGGAAUGGUAUCAAAAUCCAUUUUGGUAUUAUGAAAUUUUAAUGUGAAUUUAACGAACUUUCUGGAAACGAAGUGAAAACUUACAA
Toxorhynchites rutilus septentrionalis is the source of this 9685-nucleotide messenger RNA. It is a transcript of the gene Dscam4, whose product is annotated as cell adhesion molecule Dscam2. Bases 1546 to 7425 code for a protein of 1959 amino acids. The transcript has 21 exons. The record is from RefSeq and is a predicted model, not a curated record. Gene Ontology annotation, molecular function: protein binding. Gene Ontology annotation, biological process: cell-cell adhesion. Lineage: Eukaryota; Metazoa; Arthropoda; Insecta; Diptera; Culicidae.